Molecule: messenger RNA, 2130 nt
Organism: Exophiala bonariae
Lineage: Eukaryota; Fungi; Ascomycota; Eurotiomycetes; Chaetothyriales; Herpotrichiellaceae
Exons: 3
Coding region: 1-2130 (709 amino acids)
Biological process (GO): positive regulation of transcription by RNA polymerase II
Cellular component (GO): nucleus
Molecular function (GO): DNA-binding transcription factor activity; transcription cis-regulatory region binding
Source: RefSeq, a predicted model, not a curated record
AUGGAUUUGUCUCCGGCAAAGGCUACGGAGUUUCGCAUUAUAGUUGAGGCUGGCGAGGGCGACAGCGGUGACGAGUCGGGAGCUGGGCUAAAACGCAAGCGCCAAAUCGCUCCAUGCGACUAUCACCAACUGGUGUGCACAAGAUGCCAGAAGAACGGCGAAAGAUGCAUUCGAUCAGCGGAGCGCAUCAAGUUCAGGCACGGAUCUAGUGCGAGAUAUGAUGUCAAAGGGUUCGCUGCCAGCCAGAUCUGGUUGAAACCAACCAAAGCAUCCAGGUUGAGAUAUGUUGACGAAACUGCUGAGAUAGCAGCGAUAUACGGCCAGGUAGAAGAAGCUUCCAGCCUUGGCCAACGACAAAUACAAGGACAACAACAGGAUCAGCAGCAGCAAGUACGGCAAGAAGAGCAAGACGGAGAGGAGGACAUAUCAUCUCAAUCUCAAUCACAGGAUGCAGAAUCUUCUGAAGUCGACACUCAGCUCGCUCCACCACAUGCCGGCGAUGACCCGCAUGUGGACGUAGAACCUGGCCCUUCUGCGUUGUUAUCACCGCAGAAUCCCAAUUCUGUCUCCAGCGAACUCGCCAGGGGUUCUACACAGUCAAUCGAACCGUUCUGGCAGCCAUCCCUGGAAAAUGAACAAAAUACACCAUUUCAAUCUAGCCCUCUGCAAACAAGGUUGAGCUCGCAGCCCUCCGCUACCUCUUACUCCCACAAUCAGAACCAUAUCGUCAACGAUGCCUCGCCACGAAGCUUUUUGCUUGAUGGCCUGGCUAAGUCAGCUCCACACGCCACCUCCCAGACAGCAAAUUCGGAGCUUGAAGUCACACUAUUGCGCUACUUUAUUGACGUCCUUGCCUGCUGGUUUGAUAUCUGCGACCCUGAGAAACACUUUGCUCUGAUUGUACCUCCUCGAGCCCGUUGGUGUCCGCCCUUGAAGAAUGCAAUACUAGCAGCCUCGGCACGCCACUUGACUCGAGUCUGCAAUCCGAACUCGAAAUCUGAUUUCGUUUACUUCCAUGACGGCGAGGUUCUCCCAAGUCUCACCGAAGAGACCGCCUUGCAUUAUCAUACUGAAUGUGUCAAAGAUCUUGUCCAACGAAGCAUGAACAUGGAGCAAACGCAAGAUGCAAGCCUUCUCGCUGCUGCUAUCAUCCUUCGUUUCUACGAGGAAAUCGAUGCGCCGCUCCGUGAAGAUCCCAGUGAUAGUGAGCUUUUCCUACGUGUCAUCAAUGUCUUCAUUGAUGCUCAAACCCCUAAUGCACCAGUUGUUCCGCAUAGCUCUCCAGUAAUCACCGGGCCCGAAAUUGCUACAGACCAGUAUGGGAUUUUUGUGCUCUCGUCCCAGAUCGCACACUCUCCAAGCACUUCUCAUACUCCCAACCACAACGGGCUCCCUUCAUAUUGGCGUGCCGAUGGCCUCCGCCAGGCAGGCUUUUGGGUAGCAUUCAGACAAGAGAUACACAGUGCCUUCCUAAAGCAACGUUCCUUCAAUCUCUCACUAUCUCGUUGCGAAGCAUUCCGGAGUUUCUCGCCCGCCGAGGACGCCGUCUGGGCCGAUCGAUUGAUCGUAUUCUGUGCCGAUGUCCUGGAGUUCUGCUAUAAUGACAAGAAAGAAAAUUUAUCGCAGCAGCAGUCCAAUCAGACGCCAAAAGAUCAAUGGCUAGCCUUGAAGCAGUAUGAAAAAACGUGCAGAGAGCUUCUACCUGCCAGUUUCGAACCGAUUUUCUUCCGGGAUCCGGAUCGCUCUAAUGGCGAGGUGUUCCCUCGAAUCUGCUACAUGGUCGAUUGCCAUGUAGUAGGAGUGCAGUACGUGGAUCUAGCAAAGAUUCUGCUCUCAGUAUACGAUCCUACGCGACCAAAGCUCGGACCAGGCUAUACUGCGAGCAUGCGUAGUUUGGCUAGAGAGGUACGAGCCGCCGUGUUGCGUCUUUGCGGCAUCGCUAUGAGCAACCGCAAGUGCCCCCCGGCCUUGGUCACGGCUUACCUAGGUAUAGCUAUAUGCGGAGACUAUUUCGAAGACCCUUUGGAACAAGACGCCCUGCUUGGAGUCCUGGACGAGAUGGAGACUCGCCAUGCCUGGCCUGCUGGAAACACGAGACAACUGCUGAAGGAGGCUUGGGGCAAAGAGUGA